AUGGCCACCAAUGAACACAAUGAGGCCAACAACCCGUACGCGACGCUCGCGAUGACGGGCAACGACACCAUUCAAAGACAUUAUCAGACAUUGUUUCGCAAAUACGAGACACUAAAGGAUGAUCACGAGUCACUGCGGAAGCGCUACUCGGAUCUCGUGGGCUCUCACGGCGACUACGUAUCGAAGCUCGAGUCGGCUCAGGAGGAGAGCUACAGGAACCGGAAGAGCUUCGAGGAGAGCAUUCAAGAGCGCAAUCUUGCCAUCAUUGAGAGGAAUGGUCUGAAGCAACAGUGCACUCAAGCCAUCAGACAAUGGGAUAAAGCUCUUCGCGAGAUCAACGAACUGAAGGAACAGCUGAGCAAAGUUCAGCACCAGAGGGAUGAGGCGCUCAAAGAGAUCAAUCACGCGAUGUCUUUGCGCAUCAAAGCGGCCAAAGACAUGACACGACUGACCGAAGAGCGCAACGCCGCCCAUCAGGAGUACUCAUUGAUUAUGUCUGAAAGGGAUUCCGUCCACAAAGAGAUCGAAAAACUACAGGAAGAACAGCAAACACUGCUUCGGAAGACCAAACAACUCGAGGCCGAGAAGAAGACGUCCGUCGAAGAGAUCGAGAGUCUGAAGCGAGAGAUCUCGUCGGCGCUGUUCGACAGGGAUCGGGUGCUGAAGGCCUGCAACGACUUGCGCGAGAAGUACGGCGAUUACGUGACCGGCAUUCACGACGACGUCCACAGCCCGCGAUCACCGCACGCGCGCUCCGGAGGGCACAACUUCUGGGGCUCGUCGUCGUCGGGUGUCUCCACUUCGUGGGCUCAGGCGAUGUCGAGGAACACAAACCUCGUGCUGUCGGCCGCGUCCAGCAAUAGCUCGAUGUCCACAUUCAGUCACCCGCAGACCAAACAGUGCAGUACCACAAGACUGGAUAACAUAGAUCAGGCCAACUCCGAGAUCGAGUCCCUUCGCAAACAAGUGGAGCGCUUGCAGACAGAUCUCGCAGAAGCCCAACAGGAGGUCGAGGUCUGUAAGCGGCGACGCGAUUGGGCUUUCAAUGAAAGGGACAAAAUAGUGCUCGAGAGGGAAAGUAUCAGAACUCUUUGCGAUAAAUUGCGACGAGAGAGGGAUCGAGCGGUCAGUGAUUUAGCGGAAGCGCUGCGAGAGUCGGACGAUAUUAAGCGCCAGAAGAAUGAGGCGACAAAAGAGUUGAAGGAAUUGAAGGAGAAGUUUGAGGGCAUAAAACUGGAAAGGGAUCCGCGGCCUAAGUCUCACAACAAUUCCCAAUUGGGAACCAAUAAUAGCAGCCGUGACUCAGCCAUCGAAGCGGACCUUCAGGAGUACGAAAUGGAGACAAUGACUGUCUCAUUGAAACGAGAGCUUAAGUCCAACGAAUGGGGUUUCACUAUCAGAUCCGACGAUAAGACUGUUUGUGUGGAUAAAGUGAUGAAAGAUAGUGUCGCCGACGGAAAACUCGUGGCCAAUGAUAUUCUACUGAAACUAAACGAAACUUCGAUUAAUAACGACCUGAAAGUGGCCACAGAUUUGCUUAAGAAGAAUGAUUUGCAGCUUAUUUUAUCGGUUCAAAGAAAACGUGUGACACGUUUUGUACAAAAUGUGACAAUCAGUGUCGAGAAGGGCCAGGAGUUGGGCCUCGAGAUAGAGAGUGGUUAUUACGUGAGUCGUAUUAACGCCGGAUCUGUUGCGGCAAAAGAGGGUAAUAUAGCGGUCGGAGAUCGGGUCAUAUCGAUCAACGAUAAGACAUACGACGAGAAGACCGUCUAUGAAGUGAUGCAAAUCCUGGAGUCUAUGCCUAACAUUGUUUUGCAAAUAAUGAAAAACAAUUCCAAUGUGUGCUCGCAAUCCAAUAGCAACUCAUCCAUUGUUAACGCUUCCAAAGGCAGCUCAGAGUCGACGGACUCGAAGCCUAACCAUCGAGAAAGACAACGAAAAAUGGUGUCGACGCAAACCGACAACUUCUUAGCUCAACAAAACACACCCAAACCUCCCGUGCCUUCCGUUUAUCAACCAAUCAAUAGUCGAACCAAUGAAGAGACGAAUCCAUUGGUUAGUUCUGCUAACAAGAGUGCGAUGUCUUCGUUCGCCAAUUCAUAUACGUCUUCGUCGGUGACGGCGCACGACGUGAAGCCCACGUCUCCGCCGGCGCCGACACUUCUGGACAAAGCGUAUAAUAAGAUAUACGGCGAACGCAAACUCCAAAACUCGAAAACAAAACAAAUUCAUGGCUUUUGCGAAGACGAGACCAAGACUUUGGCCGAAUUGGACAAAGUGUUGGACAAAUACUCGAACGGCAAGACAUACGAGAAGAAUACAAAAUAUGUAAAAUCUGGUAAAAGUUCAAAGAAGGAGAAGAAUGGGGGAAAUGGGGGCACUUGGCCUAAGUAUAGGGGCCAUCCGCCCGUCCCUAAUGCACAAAAUUAUGGUAACGUUAACGCAGUCAUGACUUUACAUCCUAUUAAACGCAAAGAACGCAAAUCCUUAGGUAUUUUCACCAAUAUUUUCACCAAAUCAGAGAAAUCGCCCCCAGAAUCGAAAGCUAUGGCACAACAGCCGCCGACAAAGUCUGCAGAAGACAAUCAGUGUUUGAGUAAUAGUAUUAAAGAUGAAGGGAUGACACCAUCGAGUUUCCUCAUCUUCGAGCCCGCGUCUGAGGCACACCUCAAGGACUACGAGCGCAACACUAAACGCAACUCCACUCACUCUUCCCGUCCAUCGACUCUCCAAUCGAUAGGCAAUCAAAAGCCAAUAUAUUUACCGAACGGACAAUCGUUUAACGGCAACAAAAUGGAAACACUGGAUCUCAAGAUCUAUCAUCCGCUCAAAACAAUUGCAAACUCAGCGCUCGACUACUCUGUAGUGUCGGCGCAAUCGAAAGACAAGAAUGUUUUGGAUUAUUACAAACACCGGACGAAUGCUAAGCAAUUGAGACCGCAUUCAGUGCAUGACGUGCUCACAGAUGUCACACAACCGGUCACUUCCAACACAUUAGCCAUGACUGCCGACCAUUCGUCGUACGACUCAUUUCAAGCGCCGACCGCCUCAUCGCCGCCCCCGAACUCGGCGCCCAUCCCUCCCAUCAGAAACCCCACAUCCUAUGCAUACUAUGCGCUCAACAACAUAUCGCACCCGCCGUCAGCCCUUCACAUUCAUCACAACCAUUACUCUGCGACCCAACCGUUGACGCGUGGCGUCGCUCAGCCCUCUGUGCGCCACUCGACGAGCCCUCAGAGUCUCAUCUCUCCCUUCAUCUCCCGGAGCGGCGACUCAUUGUUGAGCGGCAAUGAUAGCCAAAUGCAUUCGCAUGACUUAUCCCACUCCAGAUCUGUGAGCGCAUACCAGGGAGGGGUCCGGCCCUACACUGUCAAAGACAAUCUGGUCAAUCGAUAUAGUAUUACACCCUCGCCGUCGCCCUCACAGUACAGCAGCGGCCUGUUUGGCGGGCCGUCGCCCUCCCAUAGUAUGGACAUCAUAACGCCUGUGCCCUCCGGCGCGCACUUUCUUCACAGCAUAAAUCAGACAAAACGAAUGGUCGCUCCACAGCACACACAUCAAAGCCAUUUACACCACUCGAGUAUUAACAACACCGGCGUCUAUAGAAGCGAUGACAACAAUCUGGGUCUUCCCUCCUUCGAUGGUUUGUCCACAUUUCCCAAACGCAACCAACGCUUCCGAAUCCCAUCCAAUCAAAGCGUCACCUCUAAGUCGUCGACCGGUAAACUGUCGACCAGUUCCAUAGACAAGGCCUCGUCGUCCAUACUGUCAGACCGGGGAAGUCCUAUGCCCUGUGCCUAUCACAUCGAUUGGGUCACUCCUCUCAAUGGCUCAUCCAAUGGCGUCCAUCGCAUUGCAAAACCCGGCGAUGUCAGAAACAUUUCAAUCGAGAGGAGUUCCGCGCCAUCGAUGGGCAUAAACAUCGCUCCGUCGGCGACGGGCGGUGUAUUCGUAUGCCAUGUAAACGAAAACAGUUUGGCGGCUCAGGCGGGCCUCUUAGUGGGCGACCAAUUGCUAGAGAUCUGUGGCAUUAAUAUGCGAAACGCGACCUAUAAGUUGGCGGCCAAUGUGUUGAGACAGUGCGGGAACAACAUCUUAAUGAUGGUUCAGUACAAUCCCGACAAAUACGAUGAGGACAACGACUCGGACGACGUCGACGCUGACGAAGACGACGACAUGGAGGACGAGGACGCCGACGACACGGCCGCCAACGACUCGACGUCCACCUCCACUCCUCAGUCGUCACCCAUGGAUAGCAAACCGCUGUUAGUUCGGGCCAACACUGCCAGCGCUGCCAUCGAUGCAAACAUUCCGAGCUCUACUAAUUCAACGCUCACCCGAUCGAAGGCCGCCUCCAGAAGUGCCUCAAACGCCAGUCGAAACACCGAAAAAACUUUGACCGACUAUUCUAUACGAGAGAGACAGUCGUCGUUCAAACAGUCGUCCAAUGUUUGCGAUCCCAGACGUAUUGUUGUGAAGAAACCAUCGAAUCUGGGCAUCAGUUUGUUUGGCGGCAAUGCUGUCGGCAUUUUCAUCCAUUCUGUUCGCGACGAUUCACUCGCCAGCGGUUCCAAUGGCUUAAAACCCGGCGAUCAGAUAUUAGAGUAUAAUGGCGUCGAUUUACGAAACGCAACGGCCGAAGAAGCGGCCAUCGAGUUGGCCAAACCCGCCGAAACGAUUACACUCGUCGCCCAAUACAAUAUGGAGAGGUUCAAAGAGAUUCAGGAUCAGCACACGGGUGACUCAUUCUUCAUCAGAGCCGCAUUUGACAGGCCGUCAGUCGACGGUUCGCUCGCUUUCCGAAAGGAAGAAAUCCUGUUUGUGGACAACACUAUGUUUAAUGGAGUGCCGGGUCUGUGGAGGGCGUGGCUCGUCGACCAAGAGGGACAGAAAGUGAAGUGCGGAGUCAUUCCCAGCAAAUACAAAGUGGAAGAAGAGCUCCUAAUGAAGCGAUCUCUGACCGACAGCACCGGCGAAAGCGGCUCUCGAGGCGCGACGUCUGCCCGAAGGAGUUUCUUCCGGCGACGCAAAAGUAAUCACCAAAGAAGCAGUUCCCGUGAGAGCACCAGAGAGUUGGCCAGCUUUUCGGACGUGUCUAUCAAUAGUUUCAGCGAAUCGGGCGCUAUAACUGCCGAAACCGACUACAACUGUCAACUCCUGCCCACGACUUACGUACGCGUCGAGAGACUCAGCUAUAAGACCACCCGUCCUGUGAUAGUGAUCGGUCCCCUCCAAGAGGUUCUGUCCAUUAAACUCGAACAAGACUUCCAGACAACGUUCAAACGAUGCGUACCGGAGAUCAUGAAGGGUUCGCAGCAAAUGAUGGAGCGAUGGCUUCAGGACCUGAAGUUAGUCGACUACAGACGCGAUUACAGGGGCUCUCAGGGCUCGCACUUUGAGUGCAUUACAGUUGCGGCCGUCAAAGAAAUAUGUGAUAAGAAUCUUCACGCACUGCUGGAAGUGAGUCCCACAUCAGUGGAGCGACUCAUCAAAUGUCAAAUAUAUCCGGUUGUCGUGUAUUUGAAAUUCAAAUCAACGAAACAAAUAAAAGAGAUCAAAGACCAUCGCUAUCCCAAUGAGAAGUUGACUACAAAGGCAGCCAAAGAGAUGUUUGAACACUCUCUCAAAAUUGAAAGCCAAUACAAACAUCUGAUUAAUGUGGUGAUCCCGGGCUCUAACCUCUCCUAUAUGUGCACUCAAGUGAAGACAUGUGUAGAAGAAGAACAAAACAAAGCCCUUUGGAUCUAA
This is a messenger RNA of Medioppia subpectinata, 5748 nucleotides long. NCBI's taxonomy places the organism in Eukaryota, Metazoa, Arthropoda, Arachnida, Sarcoptiformes, Oppiidae. The record is from the annotation of a GenBank genome assembly.